This is a messenger RNA of Hypanus sabinus (Atlantic stingray), 3588 nucleotides long. It is a transcript of the gene nhlrc2, whose product is annotated as NHL repeat containing 2. NCBI's taxonomy places the organism in Eukaryota, Metazoa, Chordata, Chondrichthyes, Myliobatiformes, Dasyatidae. The record is from RefSeq and is a predicted model, not a curated record. Gene Ontology annotation, molecular function: protein binding. Bases 1 to 2241 code for a protein of 746 amino acids. The transcript is spliced from 12 exons.
AUGGCGCGCCCUCAGCAAGCGGCGCCCAUUCAAAACACGCCAACCUCGGCCUUGAAUCCGCACAUUCGACACGAUUUCUACCGAGCAGUAAUCGCUCUCGCUGUCGCCAUGGCUGCCGCUUUUGCUGCUCAGGCUGAGCUGGAGUCCGCUCUGCUGACUGUAGACAGCCCGGCGGAAAAAGAGCGGCUCAUCCUCCAGCACGUCAGGGAGAUCGACGGCAGGGCUGCGGAUCUGAGAGUCCCUGAGUUUGAAGAAGGUUUGGAGUGGAUAAACACUGAAGGACCUCUUCUCUUACACAGAGACCUUUGCGGUAAAGUGGUUGUGCUGGAUUUCUUCACUUACUGUUGUAUCAACUGCAUGCACCUGCUGCCAGACCUUCAUGCCCUGGAGCAGAAACAUUCUGCUGAAGAUGGACUGGUAGUUGUUGGUGUCCAUUCAGCGAAGUUUCCGAAUGAGAAAGUUGUUGAAAAUAUUCAGAGUGCUAUUCUUCGCUAUAAUAUUACACAUCCAGUUGUAAAUGAUGCCGAGGCAAACCUGUGGCAGGAGCUUCAGGUGACGUGUUGGCCAACGCUUGUGAUUCUAGGUCCAAGGGGAAAUAUGCUGUUCACUCUUAUUGGAGAAGGGCAUAAAGCAAAACUUUUCCUGUUCAUUUCUGCAGCAUUGAAAUAUUACAAAGAAAAAGGAGAAAUUAAUAAUCAUGGAAUCAAACUGAAAUUAUACAAGGAUUGCUUGCCACCUUCUUCUUUGCUUUUUUUGGGUAAAAUUACAGUGGAUAAUUCUUCAGGUAAACUAGCAAUUGCUGAUUCUGGCCAUCAUAGGAUAUUGGUAACCAAUAAAAAUGGACAAGUUCUUCACUCCAUUGGGGGACCAAAGAGUGGAUGGAAAGAUGGGAGCAUUUUUGAAGCCACUUUCAAUUCACCUCAGGGGGUAUUGAUGAAGGACAGUAUCAUCUAUGUGGCAGAUACUGAGAACCAUGCAAUAAGAAAGAUUGACCUUGUAACAGAAAAGGUGACCACUAUAGCAGGAACCGGAGUUCAGGGAACGGACCAAGAAGGUGGCAAAACAGGAAUGGAGCAGUCAGUUAGUUCACCGUGGGAUCUAGCUUUUGGCUCUUUUGGUGAUGCGAAAGACAAUGUUCUGUUUAUUGCCAUGGCAGGCACUCAUCAGAUAUGGGUCAUUUUUUUAGAAGAUGGAAAACUUCCAAGGGGAGCUGAGUACAAGAAAGGAACUUGCAUUCGUUUUGCUGGAAGUGGUAAUGAGGAAAAUAGAAACAAUUCUUACCCUCAUAAAGCAGGAUUUGCUCAGCCAUCGGGCUUGUCUGUAGCUCCCGAGGAACUCAAUUGUCUUUAUGUCGCAGACAGUGAGAGCAGCACAAUACGUUCUGUAUCAUUAAAGGAUGGUGCUGUUAAAAACCUGGUGGGAGGAGAAAGGGAUCCUCUGAAUCUCUUUGCUUUUGGAGAUCUUGAUGGUAUUGGAAUGAAUGCGAAGUUGCAGCAUCCCCUUGGUGUAGCUUGGAAUAAAAAACGGAAUUUACUGUAUGUGGCGGACUCCUACAAUCACAAGAUCAAAGUAAUAGAUCCAAAAACAAAACAGUGUACUACACUGGCAGGAACUGGUAAAGCCAGCAAUGUAAUCGGUCCUGACUUCAACCAAGCUACUUUUAAUGAGCCAGGAGAUGUGUGUGUUGGUGAAAAUGGGAAUGUCCUUUAUGUAGCCGAUACCAACAAUCACCAAGUUAAAGUGCUAGAUUUGGAAAUGAAGACUGUCUCUGUGUUGCCAAUCACUUUUGUCGAUGCUGUGGACUCUUCCUUGCCUAUAAAACCAAAGAAAGGUUAUCGUUUACCAAAAUCUGCUGUUUCAGUGCACAAGAGUCCAUUAUUUGUAAGACCAGCUCAGACACUACAGUUUUGUCUCAAAAUUGAACUUCCAGAGGGAGCCAAACUAACAGAGGGGGCACCGAGUUUCUGGGCUCUCUGGGCAGAAGAGCAUGAAUGGCUCUUUGUGGGCCAGAAGAUCACUGGAGAAAUUGUUAAUCUUGAGAACGAACCUGAAAUCAUCUUUGUACUUCCCUCUCAAGUACAGACAGAUGGACUUGUGUUAUCAGUAGAUGUGUGCCUCUAUUUCUGUAGUAAAUAUAGUAAUAAUUGCCAAAUGAAAGGAAUCUCAUUUAAACAACCAUUACAGUUCUCCAGUACAUGCCAGGAAACCAUUUCAAAAGUGGAUCUUCCCUUCAGCUUUUAAAUAAAUAAAAACAGUUAACUCUUAGAAAUUUCUGUCCUGAUAAAUAAAGAAUUAGAAACAUAUGAAUAUUUAGGUUUGACCCAUUAGAAUAGCUGGGUAAAUAUUAGCGUUGAAAUAAUGAGUUAAUAAACAGAAUGGUUAUCUUUGUUGACAUAUGUUUGAAACUCUCAGCAUGACCUAGCGAUCUAAAUUCAGUUAGGAGAGGCCUACUGUUGUAAAAAUCCCAACUUGAAUUUGGCAUUGAAACUAACAGCAUUAUAUCUGUCACAAAGAAAGCUAAUCUAGAUAUAGAAAUAGUGAUUAAUGUUUUGCAGUUGCAAUUGGAUUCAUUUUGGGAAAGACCAAGGAAUCAUUAUUCUGCACCUUGCUGGAGAGCUAAGAUUGUUUUGUUAUGGAAACAAUGCCUGAAAUGAGGAAAUGCUGAAUUCCCGAACAUUAAUCUCACUUCAUUUGCUAAAUGUAACAUUUAUUUCAGGAAAGUUCUAGCCUUUAUUAGUAAUAAUGUAAAAAUAUAUCUGGUUAUUCAGCAAAUUGUAGCUGAAAGUUCCUUAUAAAACAGGUUAAACCUCAAGGAAAAUACACCUAACCAAAGUUUUAUCAAGUACAUGAAAGAGCUUUGUGCAAGAGUUGGCUCAGCUUCACUAUUUCACUAAUCAUCAACAAAAAUUAGUUGCAGCAGUAAGAAACCUCUGUGGCAUCUCACAGUCACAAUCAAUGUAAUUUUAUUUUUAAAAUACAAACAGAUGUGACUUUGAAGCAAAGUUCCAAAUCAAAUUAUGAAUGCGGUUAAAAAGUUUACAGAUGCAGAGGUCUGCAUUUUAAUUUCUAUCUAUUGAAGUAUCUAGCAAAGUAUCAGUAGAAUUGGAUGAAUUAUUGAUUUAAAUAAGCUAUGUUAGUAUUUAAAGAGUUUCUAAAUUUACACACUGAACUUAUUUGAUGAGUAAACACAAAACCAUUUGGAGUUCUGAUAAGGUUCUGUAAUGAUAGACCUUAUUUUACAGUCUGGACUAAAAAAAAUAAUUUGGUGCCAUUAAGCCCAGCAUGGAAUUAAUCUCGUUAAUUUCUCAGGAUAGGCAUGCUACAAAGUAAAACCAAAGAAAGCUUUUGUAUUCUAUAUUUUUUUCAUUGUGUUUUAUUCAUUUCUGAAUAUUUGUAAAAUACUUUGUUUACUUUAGGACAGCGUAGCAAAGCAUUGUAUAGAUAUUCUCUUAUAUAAAUGUAUAGAAUUCUUUCUAGAGAGCCAGUUUUGCACCAGCAAUAAAGUCAAAACCCUUCAGUGUAAAUUGUAACUUGUUUUGUCAUAAAUGUGCAAAGUCUAUUGCAUUAAAUUUAUUUCUGGUCAUUUCA